ACACGACACCGACGAGCAUAGUGCCACUUGGACGUCCUAGCGAGGAGGAGUGCCAAACCUCCCUUUGCUGGAUCCUUCAUAGGAUACUUUCCCUCUGGUCCCGACGCGCUCCCUCGCUCCUCCACGAUGCAUGACGUCUUCGACUCAAUCCGGGGUCUGCUGAAGGUGAACUCCCUCAGCGUGGACAACAAGAUCUUCCAGCUGCACUACAAAGUCACGAUGUUCUUUCUCCUGGCGUGCAGCUUGCUCGUGACGCAGCGGCAGUACUUCGGCGACCCCAUCGACUGCAUUGUGGAGACGGUGGAUCAGGAAGUGAUGGAUACCUACUGCUGGAUCCACGCGACGUUCACCAUCCCCGAAAUGAACGGCGCCAUCGUCGGGCACGAGGUGGCGCACCCGGGCAUCGCGAACCCUAACGUCCCCGGGGAAGAGAAGCGCGAAAUCAAACACCACAAGUACUACCAGUGGGUGACCCUCGUCCUGGCGCUGCAGGCGCCUCUUCUCUACGUCCCGCGAAAGAUGUGGGAAGGAGGCAAGAUUAAGAUGCUGGUGAUGCAGCUGGACACGCCCAUUGUUGACGAUGAUGUCAAGAAGGAGCGCAAGGACAUGCUCGUCUCUUACUUCAAGAUGAAUAUGAAUAAUCAUAACUUCUACGCGUUUAAGUACUUCACGUGCGAGGCCCUGAACUUCAUCAAUGUGAUCGUACAAAUCUACGUGACUGAUGCGUUCCUCGGCCACAGCUUCUCGAGGUACGGCCGCGAGGUUAUAGAGUUCAGCCAGCAGGAGAUCACCUCGAGGGACGACCCCAUGGACCGCGUGUUCCCCAAAGUGGCCAAGUGCACCUUCCACAUGUCAGGAGCCUCGGGCAGCCUGGAGACGCACGACGGCCUCUGCGUCCUCCCGCUUAACAUCUUCAACGAGAAGAUCUACAUUUUCUUGUGGUUCUGGUUCAUCAUCGUCGCUGUGAUCACGGCCAUCGGUCUGCUCUACCGCGUCGCCACCUUCCUCCCCGGCUUCAGGCAGAUCCUCCUGAGGACCAAGUCGCGCCUCGCCUCCUCGGGAUCGGUCGAGGCAGUCACACGUCGCUGCGAGAUCGGCGACUGGUUCCUCCUCUACCAGCUGGCCAAGAACAUGGACCCUCUCAUAUACAAGGAGUUCAUGAGCGAACUAGCCUACAAGCUGGACGAAAGAAGCUGAUUCCUGAAGUUUCACAGAAGAAAAAGCUGAGAAACACAUUCCUUUUCUUGUACCAAAGAUCUUAAAGGUCUUCCCGUAUUAAGCAACUUUAGGUUAUGUAGUGGUGGGUAUAGAUUGUAGAUAUUUCAUACUUUUUUAUUCAUCAUGAAUAACAAAGUAUGGUAUUUCAGUUCUCUGUGGUAUAGAAUAAGAAAAGAAGAAAUGUAUUUGUGUACAGUUCGUCCCAUCACCAAAAUGCUCACAUUUUACGAACAUUCCUGAGGCUACAAUGAUAAUAUGAUUCCUACAUUGUAUGCCCUUUCUUUGUAUUGUAUAAUAAAGUAUGUGUGUGACCAAGUAUUGUAUCUCGGAUUUGGGUGCGAUGUGUAUCAUGAUUUUUUUUCAAUAGAGGCUUAUUUGUAUA
Messenger RNA from Penaeus vannamei (Pacific white shrimp), 1600 nucleotides. The record is from RefSeq and is a predicted model, not a curated record. NCBI's taxonomy places the organism in Eukaryota, Metazoa, Arthropoda, Malacostraca, Decapoda, Penaeidae.